Amoebophrya sp. A120 is the source of this 3394-nucleotide messenger RNA. The record is from the annotation of a GenBank genome assembly. Lineage: Eukaryota; Dinophyceae; Syndiniales; Amoebophryaceae.
AUGCCGUUUUGGUUUCUCUUCAUCUUGUACUUGUCGAAGUGGCUCGGGGACAACGAUGAGGAUCAAGGUUCAACAUCUAAAGCCUGGGGCCCGACGGAGAAUCCCAAGUACCAAGUCCAUUGGAUCGACGUGGUGACUUUGGGGCUGUUGAAGUUGUACCGCGGGACCUGCAUUGGGAUCAAGUACGGGUACUUCAGCCCGACGGAAAUGGCCUGUAUCAAGGGGAGCAAAAACUACGGGACGUUUGGCAAAGGACCGCGCAGACUCGGGGCGGCGCUCUACUACGACCAGCAAGGGACGUUUGAGUGGGACAUUUUAGAGGCGAUGUUCGAGUCGGUUCUACGGAAUUCUCUACUGCUGGAGUUCCAACAGGGCGAGCUCGAAGUGGAAAGGGACGCGCAAGUCGUCAAAGGCUUCUUCACCCUCGCGCAGGACAAUUUUUUCAGCGUGUUAGACGACCCCGCGAAGUUUUCGCGGAAAAAGAAAAACUUCAAGCACGAGCACAUCUGGCACAGCAAGUAUGGGAAUUUGAGGAAAAUUCUUCGCUUGGACCCGAAAAGCGUGCGGGCAGCGGCGUGCGCGGGUAAUUGUGUGAAUAGCGAGAUAGCAGGAGUAGACAUGAUGAAAAUAAAUACCGCAACCACGCUGUCGAAGCAAACAACAUCUAAACCGGCCAUGAUCACAGGAGCUACGAGCAGCACAACUACAAACGGUACUACAACAACCCACACGAGCGAAGAUCUGACCAUCACCACCAACAAGAUCCCGCUCCCCCUUCUCGCCUAUGUCAUUCUCGGCGUCGCUUACGAACCCACGCCGGAUUCCAUGUUCAUUUUCUGUUGCUGUUUCCUACCUACCUGCGCCUGUCCGAUAAUCCGCGCACUACAAUUCGGUGGGGACUACGCCUUCGGCGGGGAUAGUUUGUCCAACACCAUGUACGUUUUGCGCCUGCUCUGGUUUCAGAUGGCCAUGGUGAUGGUCUUCUUCUUUGCCUCCUUCCCCUACCUCGACGCGUACAAGCGGUGGCUACUCUCUCAGGUCCUCCUCGUCCUCUUCCUCGACGACCCCGAGGCACGCAACUACUUACGGACGCGGAACCCGAAAAUCGCGGAGAGAAUCUCCCUGUUGAACCCGAACGGCACGGACUUACUCGCGGGCAACGUGAACAAUUUGCAAGCCGUGUGGGUUCUGUGCAAAACCGCUUCCCCGACACUGUUGCGGAACAUGAUGUGCCAGUACAAUUGCGGGUACAGCUUGGCGUCGUUGGUGUACGUGUCUUUGUGCACGGCGUUGCUGGUUUUCAUGCUGACGGACGACGAGACCCACGUGUACUGGCCGUUUGUCGUCGAACAAGCGUGCAUUUUCCUCGGCUUGGGCGGUAUCAUCGUCUACACGGUUUUCUACGGCGUGUGGUGCAACCAAAGUCUGUAUCGUAAGGAAAAAUCCCCCCUCCCCAUAUCAAAUGGGAAAUCUGUGAUGCAGGAUAUGCGUACACAAAUGCGCGCUGUCUUGUAAUACGGCAUCGCAGCCAGAUCCGCAGCCUAGGGAGGGACAUUUGGGUCUAGGUGCUUAGCAUUACAAACGGCUGUCCUCUAGGCCCAACAGCAUGCCAAAUCGCUUCCAUAUUGGCGCGGAAGCCUCUGCAUUUGUCUUCUUGCAAGACAAAUGCGAUUUGUGACCUCAAAGCAGCAACGGGUUGUGACCUCAUGAGGCUGUGCCCGGGCUCAGCAAGGGUUUUUCCCCUGUCUGUGCUCCCUCGUGUUCACGCUCCUGUGCUGCUUGACUGGUAGUCAUUUUGGCUUUUGUUUUUCCUCCGUCGCUGUCGUUUGGUCCCCAGGGCUGCUGCGGACAGGGCCCCCUGGGUUACCUCGGUCGAGUGGUCGUGCGGUUCGGUUCUCCUAUGCCCAUACCUACCGUGUACUUGCCGCUGGGUACUGGUAGUGCGUCUCUUUCGUCAGACUGUUUCGCUUCGGCGAAACGACAUGACGAUUGUUUGGGGAGGUUCCUAACGGUCCCCUCAGGGCAUUGCCUCGUCGCUGACCUGUGGAUGCGGACGGUUCAGGUCAGCUUCGGGAUGGGUAUCCGGAGUUGAGUUAGCUUCGGCUUUCUCUUGUGUAUUCGAGGGCAGUGGUUGGCGGAGGUUGUUGGGAUGUUCCUAAACAGUCAUCCCAGAACAUUUGUGUUCCUUUCUGACUUCCUCAUUUCCUGUGCAGUAUUUUACUGCAUAUACAGGCGCCACCCUCGUUUAUCACCUCCAGGGCUACGUGCGACCCCUCCGACGCUGCGUGUGGAAGGAGGAAGUUCGGCGUGUUGGGGGUGAGGGACCCCCAACGAGGCCUACGGAUAUCAGCUGGAAUAAAGGCUCAAAGCAGCAACGCAAAUUUUCGGAAACAUACCUUUUCGAUAUGGGGAGGGGGGAUUUUUCCCCUCAAUAGUCUGCAAAAACUCGAGCACAUCUUCCUUCGCGGCAACAUCCGGUCCGCGCAUCGCGUGUCAGCUAGUAGUAGUUCUUGUGGUUCGUCGAGUACGAAAGGGAGUAGAAUAAACAGUGGUAUGAUGAAUCGAGAACAUCUUCACACUGGCCCGCCGCUUUCAGAAAAAGAGCAAAGGAAAGCGGAUCAGGAGGCUGAGCAGCAACAGCUGCUGCUAGCAAAACAUGAAUUUUUCCAGACGACGGCGGCGGAUUUCGCAACAGAACUUCGGCUUCACUUCAACUGCCACAGCAUGCAGUUUCUCUACCGGCCGGCAACGAGCGAACUGGUCAACUUCGUCUACGCCUAUGUCAGCUUUUUGGUCUCGGCAAUCCUGUCUGCGUUCGUGGCCGGCGGGCAUUUCUCGCUGACGCCGAAUUCUGGAUGAUCGAGAUGCUUCGACGUUCCGUUCCAAAUAUUCAGAGCUUCUGUUUCAAUGUCGAACAUUGGAUGCGCACGCUUGUCGCUAUCAGCAAAAGCUGCAGCUUGUACAAUUGAUUUUGCAUUCAUUGAUUUAGUUUCGAAGCCUAUGAUAAAGCUAGGGAAUGCAAUUCAAACGAGGACGUCGGGUGGCGCUGAGUGUUGAUUAGUGUGUUCCCGCAGUACCUGCUCUAAGUACCGUUCAUGUAGGUAUGUCUAUCUAGCCAGCCUGCCCCUUUCAGCAUCCUGAAGGGAAGCAGAUAUCAUAUGCCACUGUUCGCACAACGACGAUCUCGAUGAAGUUUGCGUCGGUCGAAUGUCGGUACUGCCUGGUCGUGACAGCCUCAGGGCUUAGCCGAGUCUACCACUAGUUUCUCUGUGAGUGACAAGGAAGGAGUGCCAUCUGAUUUUCGGUUAUUAAAGUGCAAUCCGAUCCUGUAGGUUGAUCGUGACCGUUUUUACUUCUCCUGAUCAUCGUGAUGAAAUCAAUACCACAACAGGAC